Pieris napi is the source of this 3855-nucleotide messenger RNA. It is a transcript of the gene Pdk, whose product is annotated as pyruvate dehydrogenase (acetyl-transferring) kinase, mitochondrial. Gene Ontology annotation, biological process: regulation of glucose metabolic process; protein phosphorylation. NCBI's taxonomy places the organism in Eukaryota, Metazoa, Arthropoda, Insecta, Lepidoptera, Pieridae. The record is from RefSeq and is a predicted model, not a curated record. The transcript is spliced from 9 exons. The coding region runs from base 207 to 1457 and encodes 416 amino acids. Gene Ontology annotation, cellular component: mitochondrion. Gene Ontology annotation, molecular function: pyruvate dehydrogenase (acetyl-transferring) kinase activity.
UACUAAAUAUUCAGAUUUCAGUUGCAAUUUGGCAUUGGUGAUUGAUACUAGUUUCCGCGACUGAAAAAUUAAAUAAUAAUCAAUAAUAAAUAACGCUAUAUCAGUGUAAUAGAGAAUUAUGUGUAGCAAACAACUUUAGUGGUACUUGACAGUAUCCCGUCUCUUAUUCAUAUUUUUCGUGUUCAGUGUUGUGUUAAAAAAUAUAAAUGAAAAUGAGGUUGGCAGGCACGAUAUUUAGCAAUGUUACAAAAAUGCUGGACUUUUAUUCACAAUUUAACCCAUCACCAUUAUCUAUAAAACAGUUUAUAGAUUUCGGUCUGAAUGCUUGCGAGAGGAAAUCCUACUUGUUCCUCAGGAAGGAGCUGCCAGUCAGACUGGCGAAUAUUAUGAAAGAGAUAGCGCUACUCCCUGACAACCUGCUUCGGAUGCCUUCAGUUGGUCUUGUGAACCAAUGGUAUGAGAGAUCCUUUGAAGAAAUUAUCCAGUUUGAGAAGAUGGACCCUGAGCAGUCAGUCUUGACUCAAUUCUGCGAACGUCUAGUACACAUACGCAAUCGUCACGCCGAUGUGGUCCAGACAAUGGCCCAAGGUGUUCUAGAACUCAAAGAGUCGCACGAGGUGGAUCCAGGUGUCGAGAACUCCAUACAGUACUUCCUCGACAGGUUUUAUAUGAGCCGGAUAUCUAUACGGAUGCUGAUGAACCAGCAUACGCUUCUCUUCGGGGAGCAAAUAGGCUCUAAGCAAGAAUCUGUGAACGGCAUCGGGAACGGUGGCCGGCACAUCGGGUCUAUAGAUCCGGCGUGCGAUGUGGCCGCAGUUGUGCAGGAUGCCUAUGAAAAUGCAAGAUUCCUCUGCGAUAGAUAUUAUUUAGCGUCGCCUGAACUGGAGCUGUUGCAAAAUGGGGUUCCCAGUGAUAGGCCGCUGCCGAUAGUCUACGUGCCGUCUCACCUGUAUCACAUGCUGUUCGAGCUUUUUAAGAACGCAAUGAGAGCUGUCAUGGAGCUUUAUGAGAGCAACCCACCGCCUGUUACACUCAAUAUUAUUCAAGGACGAGAGGAUAUUUCACUUAAGUUGUCUGACCGCGGUGGUGGCAUUCCUCGCAGCGUGACUGAUCUUCUCUUCAAAUACAUGUAUAGUACAGCGCCACAGCCAUCUAAGUCCGACUCACAUAAUGUUCCACUUGCAGGUUAUGGCUACGGACUGCCGAUAUCGCGCUUGUACGCACGUUACUUCCAUGGCGAUCUGGUUCUUAUCUCGUGCGAGGGGUACGGGACCGAUGCCGUAAUAUAUUUGAAGGCACUUACAAACGAAGCAAAUGAGCUGUUGCCUAUAUUUAACCGGACGUCAACUAAAUUUUACCGUCCGUCACCAGUGUUGGCCGAUUGGUCUGCGCCAGUUCAUAACACUUCAGGCAGCGGACGAAAGGACAAGCAGCCAUCUCUUUCACACAAGCUAUAGUCAGAGCGAGACGCCGAUACCACCGAGUAAGCGGCGUAAAAUUGUAAGUUUCGUACAAUAAAUUUGAAUAUUCAUCGUAGCUGUGUUUUCUAAAUUUUUAUUUUGAAUUAAAUAAUUGUUAUAGCGGUUUUAUAUUUUGUUUAAUCUUUUCCUGACAUCUGUUUGUUUUGUAAUAAAUUUGAUAGAAAUUAUGGUAAUAUUGUAAAUUGCUCUAAAGUAUAAAAACAGAUAUUAGCACUCUUAGUCCAAGACAAAUAUCUUGCAUGAAAAUUGUAAAAAAUCUAAAAUAAUGUAUUUUAAAUUGAAAAAUUUAUCAGGAUAAAAUUGGAGAAUAGUUAAAGGCUGUGUUAGUCUUAUUCUUAAACAUCUACUUUCAUGGAUUGUGAAAAACUUUGAGAACUACCCGACUUUUUGACUUGGACUAUGAGUUACAUCCUGUAUAAUUAAAAAUGAAUGUUGUAAAAUUGCUACGAUGUGUACAGGUGAAAUGUGAUAGAAAUUGUACCAAGUAUGCGUGAUAAGUGUUGCUAUCUCGCUCUUAUGUAUGCUAAACAUCGUUAGAGCGAGAUAGUGUGAUGUGUAUUGUGAUUCUGUACUUUAAGAGUUGGUGACUUUAAACUGUGACUUUAAUUUUAAGCUAUUUGUAACAGAAUGGUUUAUAUUAGAAUUUCAUAAAAUUAUUUGGUUAAUCUUUUUUUGUUAGUUUCCAUUUUGAACAUUAUUUCAAAAAUGUGGGAGUGAAUAAGCAAUGUAAAAUAGGCAAAAAUACUCUUGAUUACAUACGCAUCAAGUACGAAUAGUCUUAAGUUGUGUAUAGACAAUAGAGUUAGGCGGAAAUAUACUUAGGUAUUAAAAAGAAGUAAUAAAGUUACGUUUUAACACAUUUUUUAUAAGUAGAUUUCAUCUUGAUCGGCUCAUACCCAGCUUGAGUAGAUUUAAGAAAUAGACAUGCCAAAAUUCUAGUAAUAAUUCAAUUCUAAAAAUUCGCACUUGGUAGCGUGCUCGCAGGAUACAUCUAUCUCUCUUUAACAUUUUUGCAAAACAAACCAUAGCUAUAUAUAAAUUGCUCGUAACGUUUUUUAAUAUUUUAAAACCGUAAGUCAUCUCUUAUUCUCUUUUUAUGUCCAUUGUCAUGUGUCAAAAGUUUUUCAUAUAAAAAUACACCAUAAUACAAAGUAAUAAUGCUUGGGUAUUCUAAAAUUAUUUAUAAAACAACAUUGUGAACGCACCAAUUGAAAUUUAACUUACUCAAUCCUGCGAGAUAAUUUGUGAUACUCGUUUUUAGAUAAUUUUUACUUAUAUAGUUGCAUACUUGAUGCCUAUUAAAAUGGCCAAGUUAGACUUAGAUCUAUUACCAUGAGUAUAUUCUAUAUAAAUACUAGAAUAUCUUUGGAGCCAUCAAAACAAUCUGUGGACUUGAAUAUGAAAUGAAUGCAAGUGAGAAGAAAUAAUAAGAAAGUUCAGUAAUAAGUAAAAUCUAGUUUCUUCAUUCAUAGCACUCGUAAUUACUUUACUUGUCAUUUAUGCAACUUUUAAUGUAUUAUUUUAAAAUAUGUUUCUACUAUAACAUAGAUUUAAAAUAGUUUUAGGAAACAUGAUAUCAUAGAGUAGGUAUUGUCAUUACAAUAUAUAUUUUAGAAUAAAUAUAUACAUAUUAUGUAUGUAUAGUGUAACUGAAAUAUGUUCAAAUAUUAGUAGUAUACUUCGUUUCAGUUGGGAUAAGCAAAAAAUAAAAAGUAAAAUAUACUGGAUUUAUUUAAGUAUUUGACGAAUACUGAUGGAAUAAUUUAAAUUUAACAACAAAUUUAAAGUGGUUCUUACAUAAAAUGAGUAUUUUUUUCACUUAAAAUAGUACAAUAAAAGUACAUGCCAUUAAGGAUUAUACUCUUACACACUUUUUAUAUGUCCCAUUGUGCAUUUUAUUUUAUAUAUAAUAAUAGGCAUACGAAAGAGAUGGAUAUAUUUUCAUAGGUACAUAUGAAGGCUGUUUCACACAAGUACAAUAGGUUUAUACAGGCACAAUUUAUUAAAUAUUGUAUUGAAAGUUAGGAAAACAAUACGGAAUUUUAUGAUCAAGCCCUGACUGAAAAUAAUGACUAAUUUAAUACUCAUUUGUUCCCUCAAUAAAUUCUUAAUUUGUUACGUUGUCACAAUAUAAUUCCGUAUUGUUAUUUAAAGUAAUGUAUCAUUCUUCAAGCAGCUUUAAGUUUAUAUUGUACCUGUGGGUUUAUUAAUUUUAUUUAUACUGCAUUUGUACUAAAUAGAUAAGUGUUAUUCCAAAAUUGAUAUUUCUAUAAUUUAUAGUCUUAUAGAUCAUAGAAAAUGAUUUAUGUAUAAUUUUUAAAUAAAAUUUUCAAUUGUUUUUGUCGGAUAUGGCAAUGCAAUUGAAAUAAUACAA